UAGCCAAGAGCAAACGAGAAGACAACACAACUAAAUACACGAGCGGCUACAUCGGAAGCAGCACCAGCAGAAGCAGAAAAACAGCGAAGCAAAAGAGAAACGUUGCGAAAGUUUGCAAAUAUUUUGACAUAUAUUUCCCCAUUAAACAGUAUUUGCAAGAAUAUCAAUGGAUUACAAGCCCGUGCCUACGGUUGUGGGAGCCACCCCCUUCGAUGCGGCCGCCGAUGCCCAGACCCUGAGGGCCGCCAUGAAGGGAUUGGGCACAGAUGAGCAGGAAAUCAUCGAUGUCCUCGCCAGCAGAAGCAACGGCCAGCGACAGUUGAUUCGAUCGGUCUACGACACAGAAUUCGAGCGGGAUCUGGUGGAUGACCUGAAGAGCGAGCUGGGGGGCAAGUUCGAGGACGUGAUUGUGGCAAUGAUGAUGCCACCCGUGGAGUACCUGUGCAAGCAGCUGCACUCGGCCAUGGCCGGCAUGGGCACCGAGGAGUCCACACUUGUGGAGAUCCUGUGCACCAAGAGCAACGAGGAAAUGCACCAAAUUGUGGAGGCCUACGAGGACAAGUAUCAGAGGCCGCUGGCCGAGCAGAUGUGCAGCGAGACAUCUGGGUUCUUUCGCCGCCUGCUCACCCUGAUCGUCACUGGUGUGAGGGAUGGACUGAACACACCCGUGGAUGCGGCCGAGGCCAAGGAGCAGGCUAGCCAGCUGUAUGCCGCUGGCGAGGCCAAGCUGGGCACCGACGAGGAGGUUUUCAACCGCAUCAUGUCCCAUGCCAGCUUCCCCCAGCUGCGGCUCGUUUUUGAGGAGUACAAGGAGCUCUCCGGUCAGACCAUCGAGCAGGCCAUCAAGCACGAGAUGGCCGAUGAGCUGCACGAAGCCAUGAUGGCCAUAGUUGAAUGCGUCCAAUCGCCGGCGGCCUUCUUCGCCAAUCGUUUGUACAAGGCCAUGAAUGGAGCUGGCACGGAUGACUCCACCCUCAUACGGAUCAUUGUUUGCCGCUCCGAGAUCGAUCUGGAGACGAUUAAGCAGGAGUUUGAGCGCAUCUACAAUCGCACUCUGCUCAGUGCCGUGGUGGAUGCGGAGACCUCGGGCGACUACAAGCGGGCCCUGACAGCGCUGCUGGGCGGAGCCUAAGCCUGGACGGUGUCCGGUUCAUAUUAGAAUCAUAGCUCGCAAACGACGGUGAACAACUUAGAAAGACACUUUGGUCAAGCGCUCACAGCAAAAGUGUCUUUAGAUGAGC
Drosophila miranda is the source of this 1241-nucleotide messenger RNA. It is a transcript of the gene AnxB10, whose product is annotated as annexin B10. The transcript has 5 exons. Gene Ontology annotation, molecular function: calcium ion binding; calcium-dependent phospholipid binding. The record is from RefSeq and is a predicted model, not a curated record. NCBI's taxonomy places the organism in Eukaryota, Metazoa, Arthropoda, Insecta, Diptera, Drosophilidae. Gene Ontology annotation, cellular component: cytoplasm. Bases 167 to 1132 code for a protein of 321 amino acids.